Messenger RNA from Triplophysa rosa, 2575 nucleotides. It is a transcript of the gene tmem82, whose product is annotated as transmembrane protein 82. The record is from RefSeq and is a predicted model, not a curated record. The coding region runs from base 184 to 1200 and encodes 338 amino acids. The transcript has 6 exons. NCBI's taxonomy places the organism in Eukaryota, Metazoa, Chordata, Actinopteri, Cypriniformes, Nemacheilidae.
ACCUUUGAGACUGUUACCAAUCCUCCACCUCUCAUAUCAGCUACUGAUAAAGGUCUUACAUGAAUGAAUCUCUCAAACAACACAACCGAAAGUAACAUAAGGUCAAUGGUGUUGGAAAUUUAGCUUGGAUUUUGUUUGUGUGGUCUGUUUGACUAGUAUCUACAGCGUUUCACUUUAACAGGCAUGCUGUCCUUCAUUUCCUGGUUAGUCCCAAGUAUUCCUACUUGGUUAACACCAGGCACUGAUCCUUUACAUAGUAUUUUACAAGGAAUAGUGGGUGCUUGUGGAAUUUUGGUUCUUCGUAACCUUUUAAGGGUUUACUUGUUUGUUGAUGCUCAAAGUGUUGCAGAUGCUGAUACGGACCAUAAGAAAACAAACAAACGAAAUGGAGGUCUAACAGAGAUAAUUCAGUUCUGGAUCCUUACUGGGGUUCUUUCCAUCGUGGGGUCUCGCGUUGCAUCUCUGGUGGUUUUAGAGUUCUCUCUCCGUGUCAUUUCAGCACGGAUCACAGGAGGAUCAGACUCAGUAAUUGAUCCAUUGUUACUGCUGCUCAUCCAAUGCCAGUUUUCCUUAGGAUGUGCGCUCAGCUGCAGCAUAAAUUUCCUCCAUGAGGGGGCACCACAAGCAUGGUUAAACCUCAUCCUUGCAGUUGGAGUGAGCUGGUUUUUGUCAAGUCAGUGCUGUAAACUAUGGCAACAUGUACAGAGAAUGUAUCCAAUACACAGCACACAGCGCUAUUGUGGACUCUGCAUUGGACUCCUAACUACGGGCUCUUCUAUAUUAACUUGGCUUUGCACUGCCCUGAUUUUAACUUUUAGCGUGUCUGGAAUUGCUGCCAUAUCAAACAUAAACCAACAAUUUCUAUCAACUACCGAGGCUCUGAGAUUUUGGACACCACUUACAAUCUGCUACACUCUACUGGUUGUGUAUAUGAAUGAGGAUCGACAUCAGCCUGGCCAGCAAAUUCUUCUGAAUACAGUUGUUGUGCGACUGGGUGGACUUUUUGUUUUACUGAUUACGGUGGGCAGGUGGUCAGAUGUACUCCAUGUCCUAAUCUGCUUCAUUGGUGAAGCUGUGUGCCUGUUACUUUCUCAAGACCUUUUGGAAGAGAUAUAUAAGCAUGUCACCCAUGUGCCCAAAAGCUCUUUAAAAAGGCCCGUAAACCAGACUGAACCAAAGAAAUGGGAAAAAUUCGACUGAGCCUGAAUGAAAACACGCUAGGCUUCAUUUAGCUUGUGAAACGGAAGACAAGCAGCAAGACUUUCUGUACACAAAAUAACAUUGUCAAAAAUGAACCUUAUUUGUAAACAAUUCCAUCAAGGACUGUGGUUUGUAUGAAACAAUGUACAUUUGUAUGAAGCAUCAUGCAUCAUUCUUUUAGUGGUGCAUAAACAAAAACCCUUUCAAGUGACUUACAUCAAUACAAUAAAGCUAGCUGAUAUCUAUAUUUGUGGUGAAUUAAAUCCCCAUACUUCACACAUACAUAUAGCCUAACACUUUUAUUUGAAUAACACAUUUCAAGUCUCUAGAGACGUUUCCUACCAGCUUAGUAUAACGUCACGGAAUUCCACGGGAAACAUAAUACAGCAAUUGUAUAACUUAUUUUAAUCAAAACGAACUCACACAUCAUCACAGUUAAAGAUAACCAUUUUAUUUGAACACUAAGAUUUACAUGCAGCCCACUCACAAAGCUAUUAUUUUGUUUACAUCUCUGUAACAAUUUCCUCUCAAGAGUCUAUGGGAUCAGAGCAAACUUAACUUGAACUCAAAAAUAGCUCAGGAAACAAAAUGGCCGUAGCGCGUUGUAUUCUUUUGUUGUGCUGGGUCCCGUCUAUUCUAGGUCAUGCUCAAAAUGGCGUCAUAUUUCAAAGAACAUUCUGGCGUCAACAGUUGCUUUAACGAUUAAACACCCCAAAACAUCACAACUGUUUGUGACGUUUAAAAUCGCUGAUAUGUUUAAACUGCACUUAUUUUCCAUUGCAACAGCACUUUCAAUAGUUUAAUAUGUUGUAAGGCAGUACACGAACGACGCACCUCUCUCUCUCUCUUUUAAACUAACGUUACAUAUUCCACAAUUUCUUGGAUUUUUUUACAAUUCCGUCGUUUCCUGUCAAAUAAAUACACAUUACGGUUACGUUUUCAAGACAGUAACGUUAAAUCAAUUCCUUUCCUUAGACGUUAGCCACACCGCCUGUUGUUGUUUGGGAACGGAGAAAGAAGAAUAUUAGUGUCCAAGUGUCCAGGGGAUUCAUUUAUUGUAUAACAUGAAACACUGGAUAGGUCUGAAUUGCGCUUUUGUAUUUCCAACGUGUAACAAAUCCAAUCCCAAAAGUACUGUCAAUGGAUUUUAUUAGCUCUAAUCCAGAAAUAUUAAGGAUUUAGGCAGAUCCAUAAAAUCCAUACAAUUCCAGUGAAGACUCGAAGAUUUUGUGGCUUGCCCAAGAUAGACCCCGCUCCACCUCGGAGCAAGUUUGAGAAUUUUCUGUCCGUCUGUGGGUCUGUAAUCGCUCUUUGUCAAACCUCUGUGGGCGUGUUAAGGCGCAUGCGAAAUCCAGCCAUUGCGGUCCCUGUUUUG